UAUAUGUAUGGUGUGUAGAGUACUUUCUUUGAACAUGUUAGUGCGCACGGACGCGUGUCAACCGGCUCUGCUCCACAGCGGCAUCAUCGCGGCUCUGGAGGGGGGGCUGCGCGGGGGCGGGCUCGCGCGCACCGUACGGGAGCAGCCGGUCACUUCAGCGCCGCUCGAGCCACGCGCUCGCCGGCAUGCAGCGUCAGAACUGCGCGCACCUCGCACCGCUCGCGCUCCGUCACCCUCCCUGCUGACCGCCUCGCCGGGGGAGGGGGGUGGUUCUCUCUCUCUCUCUCUCUCUCUCUCUCUCUCUCUCUCUCUCUCUCUCUUUUUUUUUUUUUUUUUUUUCUUUUCCCUUUGAAUGGCCUAGUGGCGGAGCGCUCCUCCCGGGGCAGCAGGGACUCGGCGGCUGAGCGGGGGCUUCGUGCCGGAUGGAACCGGGCUUUCGGACCGCCAUGGCGACGGGUCUGUCCUCGAAGAAAGCGUCGCUCCGGAGCGUCGCAGUGGAGCGCAAGAACCUCAUCACCGUGUGCAGGUUCUCCGUGAAGACUCUUCUAGAGAAGUACACGGCCGAGCCCAUCGAUGACUCGUCUGAGGAGUUCAUCAACUUCGCAGCCAUCCUGGAGCACAUACUCAGUCACCGCUUCAAAGGUCCCGGGAGCUGGUUCAGUUACGACGGACAGCGCAGUUUCUGGGACUUCAUCCGUCUGGCCUGCAGCAAGGUCCUCAACAGCUGCAUCAGCAGCAUAGAGAACAUGGAGAACAUCAGCACCUCGCUGGCCAAGGGACGGGCCUGGGUUCGAGUGGCGCUGAUGGAGAAGCGCCUGUCCGAAUACAUUGCCACCGCUCUGAGAGACACGCGGACGACAAGGAGGUUCUAUGAUGAUGGUGCCAUCAUGCUGAGGGAGGAAGCCACGGUGCUCACAGGCAUGCUUAUAGGACUUGGAGCUAUAGACUUCAGCUUCUGUCUCAAGGGGGAGGUGCUGGACGGGAAAUCGGCCGCCGUCAUCGACUACACGCCGUACCUUAAGUUCACGCAGAGCUAUGACUAUCUCAGCGAUGACGACGACUGCCACAGUGUGGACAGCAGCACGAGUGACGACAGCCUCCCGGAGCACCCGUACAUCCCGCUGGUGACGGACGAGGAGAGCUGGAGCAGCAAAUGUCGGAAGAUGGAGCAGAGGUUCAAGAUUGUUUACGCCCAGAAGGGAUAUUUGGAGGAGCUGGUUCGCCUGCGGGAGUCCCAGCUCAAGAACCUGGAGACGGAGAACAAGCGGCUGGCCCUGAAGCUGGAGGAACUGCUGCAGCAGAGCCAGCAGGAGAAGAAGGAGCUGGAGGGAAUCGUGCUGGAGCUUCAGGAGCAACUGACGAGUUUGAUUCCGUGUGACUCGAACCACCUCAGCAAGGAGAUCGCCAUCCCCUUGAUCAACCAGUGGCCGUCGGCUCGAACUUUCAACAAAGAGGAGGAAGUGAAGCUCUUCCGCAGGCGGAGCUUUCCAAGUGUAGAACAGCUCUCCGCUGAAGUCAGCCUGGAUUUGGAUUCUCAGAAAACUGAAGCCAAACAUAACGGGGAGCCCUGGGGUCCGACAGGCAAAGACUACACGCCAUCCAUGCUCGGCCUCUGUGGAUCCCUGGCGUCUCUGCCGAGCUGCAAGUCCCUGGCGAGCCUCAAGUCCAGUGAGUGUCUAGUCAACAUCAGCACAGAAGCCAGUCCUGCCCUGUCGCCCAGCUAGGGCGAGGCUCCUUCACCGCGGUGUCAGAGCUACGGUUGUGGUACCGCCCACCCUCAGGACGCGCGCUCAGCUGCAGCGGAGGCCCCUGUGCCUUUCACGGCCUGGACAACCGACAACCUCCCCAUGCCCCUCAACCCCACCGAGAUGGCGGAGAAACAAAAUGAUACUUCAGAGAAUCUUCUGCAAGGACGUCUUUUACGUGAUCAUGAAAACAAGUAGACAGAUACCACUUGAAUAACUUCCCAGUCAUCUCUUACCCCCAGCCUGCUCCUUCCAGCCCUGUUGGAGAUCCAGAGUAUGCGGGAAUCUUGCCACGUAUAAAAUUAUGCUGUACCAUGCCAUUCCAGAAGACUUACCAAUUGUAUCCCUCUCCGUUCCUCUCACCAUUUAUUGUCCAACUUUUAAUCUGUACCUUUGGCAUCUCCAUAUGCGUCUGUCUUCCUUGUCUCAUCAGUCUGUCUAUAACGUGUCUGUCCACAGUCCAUGAGAAGAAAACUGUCACGAUCUCCCUGUAGAGGAAAAAAUAAAAUAAAAAAAACAAAUAGUUAGAUGUCUGUCCACCUCAGAGGAUGUGAAUCUCGGUAUGACUUGUGUCGUCCCACUUUAAUGAGUAACGUUAAGACUGACUUUGAAUUUUACCCCAGGCCUUACUGAUUUUGAUCAAAAUUGCGUUUGCAGCAAUUGGGAAAA
Molecule: messenger RNA, 2414 nt
Organism: Scleropages formosus (Asian bonytongue)
Lineage: Eukaryota; Metazoa; Chordata; Actinopteri; Osteoglossiformes; Osteoglossidae
Product: RUN domain-containing protein 3A-like
Source: RefSeq, a predicted model, not a curated record